Poecilia reticulata (guppy) is the source of this 2989-nucleotide messenger RNA. It is a transcript of the gene rasgrp3, whose product is annotated as RAS guanyl releasing protein 3 (calcium and DAG-regulated). Gene Ontology annotation, molecular function: guanyl-nucleotide exchange factor activity; calcium ion binding. Gene Ontology annotation, cellular component: plasma membrane. NCBI's taxonomy places the organism in Eukaryota, Metazoa, Chordata, Actinopteri, Cyprinodontiformes, Poeciliidae. The record is from RefSeq and is a predicted model, not a curated record. Gene Ontology annotation, biological process: Ras protein signal transduction.
GAAAACUAAGUUGGGAAAGAAUUGAAGGAAGUCUAGUGGUCAUUUAGACAAACAAAGCUCACACACAGGGCUCUGCGCUGGCUGAAUACACAACAUCAGUACGUGUAGCUGUACAAAACAAAGGACUUCAGAUGAGAGAAUCUGAGAAACCAUCUGAAGAGAGGAGCUAUGCUGGCCGGAGAGAGAGGUCUCCUAGUUUUAACUGUUUUAACUGUUUUUUAAGUUGUAGGUCUGAAGAUAAAAAGGAAAUUGGUCGACCCAUGGACAUCUUGAAAGGCUGCAUCUAUGACUUGUGUGGAUAGUUCCUGGGUAUAAAGUGAGGGUUUGCCGUCUAUCUGCUGUUGCCAAGAAAGCCCUGAAAGGCAGAGCGAGCUGAACUGUGCAUUCCCACCACUGUGGAACUAUGGGAUCCUCCACUCUGGGCAAGGCGGCUUCUCUCGAUGCACUGCUAGUUGAAUGCAUUCAUGCAUUUGAUGAUAACGGUGAUCUCCAUGCCAACCUGCUCCCUCGCACCCUGCUACUAAUGCAUCGCUGGUAUGCUACAUCCUCUGAGCUGGCAGGAAAACUACUAAUGAUGUACCGUGACGGCAAAGAAGACAGCUGCAGGAUGACCAGGCUGAAGAUUUGCUAUUUCAUGAGGUUCUGGACAGUGACCUUCCCUGCAGAAUUCAACCUGGAUUUGGGACUGAUCCAGAUCACAGAGGAGUUCAGGGAGGUGGCCGCUCAGCUUGGUUGUGAAGAGCAUUUUAAACUCAUCGACAUCUCAGCCAUACCGUCAUAUGAUUGGAUGCGGAAGUUGACCCAAAGGAAGAAACAAGCCAAGAAAGGGAAAGCAUCACUGCUGUUUGACCACUUGCAGCCUGUGGAGCUGGCAGAGCAUCUCACCUUCCUGGAGUUCAAGUCUAUCCGGAGGAUAUCGUUCACUGACUAUCAGAGCUACGUGAUCCAUGGUUGUCUUGUGGAAAAUCCGACUCUGGAGCGCUCCAUCGCUCUCUUCAAUGGCAUCUCACAGUGGGUCCAGCUGAUGGUGCUCAGCAAACUCACACCUCAGACCCGAGCAGAGGUCAUCGCCAAAUACAUCCACGUGGCUCAGAAACUGCUGCAUCUUCAGAACUUCAACACUCUGAUGGCGGUGGUGGGAGGUCUGAGCCACAGCUCGAUUUCUCGACUGAAAGAAACUCAUGCUUACCUGGCGCCAGAAGUUUUGAAGAUUUGGAGCGAGAUGACAGAGCUGGUCUCUUCCAACAACAACUACUCCAACUACAGAAAGGCCUUCAAUGAAUGCAGAGGGUUUAAAAUCCCCAUCCUGGGCGUUCACCUGAAGGAUCUGAUCGCAGUGCACGUCAUCUUUCCUGACUGGGUCGGUGACGGCACCAUGGUGAACCUGGUGAAGAUGCAUCAGCUGUACAUGACGUUCAAUGAGCUGGUGUCACUACAGAGUGUGGUAUCCCAAGUGGAGCCCAACAUGGACCUCAUUUACCUUCUGACGCUUUCUCUUGACCUUUAUUACACAGAAGAUGAGAUUUAUGAGCUAUCGUUGCUGAGGGAACCACGUAACCCAAAAUCGCAGCCUACAUCUCCAACUACUCCCAACAAACCCUUAGCCCCACUGGACUGGGCCUCUGGGGUUACCAGCAAACCAGAUCCUUCUGUGGUCAGUAAACACAUUCGCAAACUAGUAGAGUCUGUUUUCAGGAAUUAUGACCAUGACCAUGAUGGCUAUAUAUCACAAGAAGACUUUGAGAGUAUUGCAGCUAAUUUCCCAUUUCUGGACUCAUUCUGCGUUUUGGAUAAAGAUCAAGAUGGAUUGAUCAGCAAGGAUGAGAUGGUUGCGUAUUUCCUCCGGGCCAACCCUCUGCUCCAAUGUAAGAUGGGACCAGGAUUCAUUCACAACUUUCAGGAGAUGACCUAUCUGAAGCCAACCUUCUGUGAACAUUGUGCCGGAUUUCUCUGGGGAAUCAUCAAACAGGGAUACAAGUGCAGAGACUGUGGAGUUAACUGUCAUAAACAAUGUCGGGAACUGCUGGUUCUGGCCUGCAGGAAGCUGAUUCGCUCAGGCUCUCUAAGCAGUGGCUCUCCAGCCAGGCUGACCCACAGUUCUCUGCCCAACAGCCCAACGCUGCCCACCUGUAAAGACGAGGACGAUGUGUUUGAGUUCCCAGCUGUCGCCCCGGCAGGUCCAGCUCCGGAUCCCCAGUCCAUCACCCUGAUGACCGGCUCGGCUCAAAGGAUAUCUGUGCGCCUGCAGAGGGCCACCACUAGCCAAGCCACACAGACUGAGCCCCUGUGGUCUGAUCUGGGCUGGGGGUCCGCAGACAGCGGCUCACACACGUUUCCUAAAAUGAAGUACAGGACUCACAGAAAGGCGUCUAAAUGCCCGGGUAUUGCCAGCUGGGAAAACCACAGCAAUAGACAGAAGCACGGAGUUUCCGCUCAGAACUAUUUGAAUUACCAGAACAAACCCGGCAUCUGUGAGGGACGAAACGGAGAAACAAACACGAUGGAGGACAGCUGACUUGGCCACAGCAAUGAAGGCCGGGAGCACAGGACCUCUAGGACCACUAGGACCACAGGGAGCAGGAGGUUCUUCUCACUGGGGAAGACCUUGGGAUGCUUCAAGUCCCCAUUCAGUGACUUGAAGUUCUCUCAUCCUUUCUAGACACUGGGGAGACAUAUGGCUGCUACCAGGGAGAAGCUCAGUGGACCAUGAACACCUGAUGAGAAUCAAAUCCUGAGACCAGAGAAAGCUUUAAAGGCUCCUGAAAAGACAACACAUGAGGAUUUACAAGUGAAAUGGAAGCUAAAGAAGUGUGCUUCGGAUCUGUGGGUCAGUCUUUAAUUAAAACUCAGAGGUUUGGACAGAAAACAUACCUCAAAGAGUGAAUCACCAACCUAAAUGAAAGAGCCUUGAAAAGGCUGAUAUCUCUGGGCACAUAUGUACAUAAUGUGUUUAUACAGCGGUGCAAAUAAAGGGAAACUAUUAUUCUUA